GAUGCCAUGAUUGCCCUGCACUACUUUCCCUUUCCCUUUCCCUUUCCCCUCUACGGCUGCAGGCAUCGCCGGCACCAGGUCGCCAGCUCGCCGCUGCCUUUCCGUGCCGGCCGGCCAAAGCAUUUCUGCCGGUGGUGGCGUGGUGUUGCUGCCUGCCUGCCUGCCUGCUGCCUCUGCCUCCAAAGCAAAGAAUCCUUGUAGAGGAAAAAGGAGAAGACACGCUGCACUGCAGCUUCGUGCUGUUCGCUUCGCUUUAUUCCCCUUCCUUGUUCCAGCACCAGCCCCAUCCCGUCCAACUUGCUUUCCCCAUCGCCUGUUGCUUCGUUCGCCCUUGAGGUGUUUCUGUUUCUGAGGUCAAGAACAAGCUCUUCUUCGCCUGCCGCUCUCGUCGCUGCGGUGCUGCUCAGAUAUAAAGGAAUAAUAGCAAUCCGGCCUCUGAGUCAACUUAUUUUCUUACAUAGUUUAGAUCUGCAAUCCCAGGGCUGAAUCCAAAUCAAGGGGACAAAAGAUGGCACUUGAUGCAGAUAACAUUCUGAUGCACAUCAAGAGGACAUUGCAUUCUUCAGUCAGGCUCGCCUACCAAUCUGCUUCUGACUAUCCUGUGGUACUCGGCAUCGGCAUGCUGCUGCUGUUCCUACACAAACUCUGCCCUUCUCUGUUUGCUUUCUUCCUGUCUUCGUCCCCGGUCUUCCUGUUAACAGCACUUCUUCUUGGAGCGCUGUUGAGCUACGGGGAACCAAGUGCUCCAGUGAUCGCAGAGGACCAGAAAAAAUCGUCCGUUGAAUCCAGAAUAUCCAUUUCUGAAUGUUCAGUGGUUGAGGAGGUUCAGAACGUCAACGUCACCCACAUGUCAAGGAGUUUUGAGAGCCCAUAUGUCUGCGUUGAGGGAACAACAACUUCUGAUAGCAUCUUCCAUGAUACCCACCGUGAUGAGGACAGUAUUGUCACAUCUGUGUCUGCUGAUACCAUUCGCUGCACAGAAGCUUCUGAACUUGCCAAGAAUGAAGUUGUUAUUGUGGAAAGAGAGGAGCAUGUCAAGGAAGUCUGCAACAACGUUGAGCUGCAGCAGUUUUUUCAGAGCAGCGCUGCUGAAGGUGUUUCGGUUAAAGAGGCUGAGAAUGUUGCUGACAAGGUUAAUGUGGGGACGAGAUUCGAGUGUCCAGUUAUGUACAGUGACGACAAAACUUCUGAAGGUGUUUUGCUUAUUGGUGCUCAGUGUGGUCAAGGGAAUCUGACAUCUAUGUCCACCGACAGUGUUCUUCAUGCUGAAUCUUCCGGGUUUGACAGGAAUGGUGUCAUUGCUGAAAGAGUGGAAGAGGAGCAUGUUAAGGAAAUCUGCGAGCAGGUUGCACCACCGCGGCAGUCUGAGAGCACCGCUACAGGAAGGUGUCACUAUGAGUAUGAAGUGAAUCAUCAGUAUCAGUUCGGUGAACUCAUGAGCUCGUGUUGGCAACCUGUUACACGACAGGAUCCUUGUUCUGAUUCUGAGUCUGAUCUUACUGAAAGCUCUUCUGAUGCAUCAAUCACUGACAUUAUACCGAUGCUCGAUGAACUGAACACACCUGUAGACUUGGGGACCAGUCACCCUUCCUCAACCUUCGGAGACAACCUGAACGCCGGCUCAUCAGAUGAAAAUGAAGAUGACUCGGAGGAGGAGGAGGAGGAGGAGGAGGAGGAGGACGGUAACCUUAGCUCAGAUGAAGAUGGAGAAGAGAAGAGAGAUGACGAAAGUAGCUGGAAGGGCUUUGUGGAUCCAAACUCUUUGGAUACUGAAAAGAAUGGGGAUUUGGAGAGUUUGAUGGCGCGGCGAAAAGCAAAGAAUGUUCUGAAAUUUGAACUUGACAGGAGGUUAAUGGACUUGCAGGCCGCUGAUGCAGUUCAGAAAAUGGAGGAGGCAUCACGCUUCCGUGUUCAGGUGCCCUCCAUUUCUACACCAAGGCCCGAUCCUUCAAAUGAUCCAGAGGAUACAGUGGAGUUACCACAGGUUCCUGAUUCAGCGCCAUCUGUUCUGCUUCCCUGGAGGAAACCAUUUGAUGUUCCAUUUGACCAAAUUGUGGAUCGCGACAGCCGUUUGCAGGAAACUUGGACUCCUCGCUCAGGCUUCUCGUCAGCACAGGGUAGGAAACGUGACAGCUUGUAUGCUAGGCCGUCUACUUAUCUGCGGCAUCACAAUGGCAUAAUAAAGCCAGAGAAGUCUGAAUUCAGUGAAAAAGAUUCUGUUGACAAUCACUCAGAAAGCGAUUCUGAGCAACCACUUGACAACAAUGGCAAGUUAUUUGGUUCACUGGAACCACAUAUUGGAGAUGAGAUCAAAAUAGUAAGCGCUGCAAUUUCAGAUGUGUGUGUGCUAGAAGCAAAUCAUGGAAUUAUUGAAGGCGGCACUGAUUCCAUCAACGGCACAGAUUCCUUUUAUGUCCAAAAAUUAAUGUCCAACACGUCAGAUGUGAACGACUCAAUUUCUGCAGGUAAUGAGCAAUCUGUAUUGUGUUAUCUAUCUGAAGAACACAAGACUACUGAGGAACAUAUUAUGAUUGAAGUUGAAGAGGAAGACUCCAUGAGUGAAGUCAACUCAUUGUUCAAGUGCCGCAUGGAGGAAGUGCUAGUGCAGUCCAUUUCAGAGUCUGGCAUAGGCCAACCCUUGACGGUUAAACUCGAGCAUGAGCUUAGUGAUACUUUAUUACAUGCAGAACCUGCGAUAUCUUUGAUUGAAGCGAGAUCAGUAGAAGAUCUGAAUUCACAGUUUGCUCAGCUCAAUGGAGAAGCAUUAUUAGCACCCGCUGCUUCUGUCUCCAUUCGUGAUGAUCAGUAUCAGCCGGUCCAUGACAGGCCAAGUGAAGCGUUGCCCAUGGAAAAUGGGGAUACCGAUACCCAAGACGGCCAUUCUUCAGACCGCUCGCUUGACGGCAGUCCAGUGGCUGUGAAGGUCAUCGUCGAAGGUGAAGGUGAACCGAAGGAGGUGCUGACUGAAGAUGGUGAGCUUCAUGUCCUAGAAGCAAGCUCGGUUGAGGAGAUGAGCUCACUGUUCAGGCAACUGGAAGGAGCAGCAGCAGCAGGGCCAGCAGUGAUGCCUGCUUGUAGCUCAGAGUCAGAGCACAUGUUUGUUGGUCAACACACUGGAGAGACAGAGACUGAAUCUGCUGUGCUAGUUCCAAAUGCAAAGCCUGCUGCUUGGGAUGAUACCAACCCUACUUAUGUGCAGUUAAGCAUCGGCGGUGGCGACAAGAUGAAGAUUCCUGGAGAUGGUGAAGUAAUCCUGGAUGAUUCAACUGAGGUAAACUCAGGACCGUACGCUAAGGAUGAUGGCAGAUAUGGAUCCGAUGACACCAGAGUAUUUGAGGCGAAAGAAUCACUUGGAAGCGCUUAAUCUACUCGUACUGAAGCGCGCGCGGUCAGGCAGCUGAAGAGAUAUGUGGGAUGGGAGGCAUCGUCGUCUUCUCAGAUGUAUAGUUUUGAUCUUCGGAGAGAAUGGAGUGCGCAUGUCUGUGUCGAUAUUUUUUUUUCUUUUUUGGUUUUAUUAAUUCGUCUGUUCAUACUUCUUCCUUUUCUUUUUUUUUAUUAUUUCUCCUUGUUGGAUGAUGGACAAAAUAGGGUGUUGCAGUUUGGCAGUAGCAUGGAUCGCUGGUUGUUUCAUGUGCCGAGUGCAGGGUUUUGAUACAUGGAUUCUCUUUGUUUGUUUCAUUUUCAUGUGUUUACAGAUGGGUAGUAGUAGUAGUAGUAGUAACUAUGUAAGCACAAUAGUUACUGUUACUGCACCGGUAAAUAAAUCUGAGAACUGGCAGUUUGAGU
Molecule: messenger RNA, 3786 nt
Organism: Sorghum bicolor (sorghum)
Lineage: Eukaryota; Viridiplantae; Streptophyta; Magnoliopsida; Poales; Poaceae
Exons: 4
Coding region: 509-3364 (951 amino acids)
Source: RefSeq, a predicted model, not a curated record